This is a messenger RNA of Poecile atricapillus (Black-capped chickadee), 2555 nucleotides long. It is a transcript of the gene GDA, whose product is annotated as guanine deaminase. Gene Ontology annotation, biological process: guanine catabolic process. Gene Ontology annotation, cellular component: cytosol. The record is from RefSeq and is a predicted model, not a curated record. The coding region runs from base 17 to 1477 and encodes 486 amino acids. NCBI's taxonomy places the organism in Eukaryota, Metazoa, Chordata, Aves, Passeriformes, Paridae. The transcript has 14 exons. Gene Ontology annotation, molecular function: guanine deaminase activity; zinc ion binding.
ACCAGGGGGUGGGGAAAUGGUGACAGCUCCAGGAAGCCGCCGGCGGCACCGGGAGACAGCGAGGGGAGGCAGCCCGCAGGGUGGCAGCUCCCAGCCCGCGCUCGCCAAGCCCGCCGCCGCCGCCAUGGGCUCUCCGCAGCGCCCGCCGCUCGCCCACGUCUUCAAGGGGACCUUCGUGCACUCCAGCGCCUCCGCCCCCAUGGAGAUCCUCCACGGACACCUUCUGGGGGUGGACGAUAACGGGACAAUUGCAUUUGUGGAACAAGCUGAUCAGCUAGAGGAACUGGCGAAGAUGUGGGGGUUCAAAACAUCUGACAUAAGACAACUGAGUAAACAUGAAUUCUUCAUGCCGGGGUUGGUUGAUACACAUAUUCAUGCGCCUCAGUAUUCAUUUACUGGUACAAGAGUAGACCUGCCUCUUUUGCAGUGGUUGACUUCCUACACAUUCCCAACAGAAGCCAAAUACCAGGACAGUGGUUUUGCAGAAGAAGUGUACACCAGAGUUGUUAGACGUACUCUAAAGAAUGGCACGACUACAGCUUGCUACUUUGCAACAAUUCACACAGAUAGUUCUCUUAUUCUUGCUGAAAUUAUAGAUAAAUUUGGUCAACGAGCAUUUGUUGGAAAAGUCUGCAUGGACAUGAAUGAGAGUGUGCCACAAUACAGAGAGAUUACUGCUGACUCUGUCCAAGAGACAGAAAGGUUUGUUAAAGAACUACUAGAAAAGAAAUAUCCCAGAGUACAGCCUAUAAUAACCCCCCGCUUUGGCCCCUCCUGCACAGAGGACUUGCUGAAUGCCCUUGGGGAUUUAGCACAAGCCCACGAUCUCCGUGUGCAGAGUCACAUAAGUGAGAAUGAAGAGGAAGUCAAACUUGUGGAGAACAUGUUUCCUGCCUACCAGAAUUACACUGAACUGUAUGAUAAAAACAAGCUGCUAACCAGCAAGACAGUGAUGGCUCAUGCCUGUCAUCUUUCUGAAGAAGAGCUGAAACUUUUUAGUCUUCGUGGAGCUGCAAUUUCACAUUGUCCCAAUUCUAACUUUUCGUUGCGCAGUGGUGUCUUAAAUGUGCGAAAGGUUCUCGAACACAAUGUGAAGCUUGGUCUUGGCACAGAUGUUGCUGGUGGAUAUUCAGCUUCUAUGCUUGAUGCUAUAAGGAAAACAAUGAUGGCAUCUAAUAGCCUUCAGAUCAAUAAAGUGAAUGAAACAGGACUAACUCUUGAAGAAGCUUUUCAGCUGGCCACUCUGGGAGGAAGCCAAGCUCUAGGAUUAGAUGAUGUGAUUGGAAACUUUGAGGUGGGGAAAGAAUUUGAUGCACUGCUAAUCAACACGAAGGCUUCAGAUAGCCCUUUUGACUUAUUCUCUGCUGAUGAUUUUGAGGACACUCUCCAGAAGUUCCUGUAUCUAGGUGAUGACCGGAAUAUUUCUGAAGUGUAUGUGGCUGGAAAGCAAGUGGUUCCUUUUUCAAGCUCUGUAUAAAUCCAUUUUACUUUUGCAAAAUACUCUGCUGAUCAUUCUGCAUCUGAUUCGGAAAAGGUUGAUUAAACACAGUGCCUGAUCAUAAGGAAUGACACCUUACUUUUGGAUAAUGUUAUAAAACUUGCAAGCAUUGAAAAUUUUGUUAGACCUUUUGAGAAUUACUUUACCAAAAUUACUACCAAAAUAGUUCUAGAGGAAAUGGCUAUUUAAAUUUCUUUGUAAAAAUAGCAUUUGUGCAUUGAUAGGGGAUCUGAUAAAUAAUUUAUUUAAAGAGGACACCUGCAGCUGUGCUUAAUAAUAGUAUAGGAAGUAUUAUGUGGAACGAUGAGAUGUUCAUUGUCUAUAGGAAUUAAAAAAAACCCCACUGCUUGUAAAUUGAUUUUGCAGGUAAUGAAUAUCAUGGAAGAAUGCAAUUUCCAUAAUAUUAUCAUCAAGUAUGGAGAAAUCAGUGUCAUUUUGGGGAAUGGAGUUUUCAGUUUUUCCUAGGAGCUCUUUUAAAAAUAAAUAUUUAAUUUAAAACGUUAUUUUUGAAAAGGAGUUAAGUAAGAAUUGUGUGUUUAUAAAUAAAUAAAUAAGGGUCCUUAUCAAAGAAUUUAGAAUUGUCAUUUGUAGCCAGACACUCCAUUGAAUUAUCUUGAUCUGAGUGAUGGCUGAAUGAAACUUCUGUUAAAUUAGAAGCAGGCACUAAGAUAUCUCUGCAGGCUACACAAUGGCAAACAAAUUAAGAGGGUUUUCUCGACUAGAGGGAAUGCUUCGUCUAGUUCAGCGUCCUGCAGAAUCUUCCCAAACUCAUUUGCUCCUGACUGUUCAGACAGGAUGAUAUGAUGUCCCUUCUUCUUCCUGUAAGGGAAAUGAGUGCAUUUAAAAAAUUUCCAAGAGAAAAGGUCUCUUUCUGGCCAUUACCACCUUUGACUUGAGGUGAAAAUCAUCACUGAAGAAAAACCAGUUUAGCUUCACUGUGCUCUUUGCAUUUUUCAAUGUGGCAGCCAUAAAUCCAGCCCUGUUCAAUUACAGGAUUCCAGUUUAAAAAUAUGCCCUUUUUUUUUUUGUUUUUUGGAAAUCUGAGUGACUUCCUUUC